Nilaparvata lugens (brown planthopper) is the source of this 720-nucleotide messenger RNA. RefSeq lists its product as uncharacterized. The coding region runs from base 295 to 720 and encodes 141 amino acids. The record is from RefSeq and is a predicted model, not a curated record. The transcript has 3 exons. NCBI's taxonomy places the organism in Eukaryota, Metazoa, Arthropoda, Insecta, Hemiptera, Delphacidae.
GUUAGUUGUCCGCGGUCCGCUCAAGUUGCCGGUCGCUUAGCAACUUUCGGUGUCUCUCGAUCCUCGAUCCACUUUCUCGAUCUUUCAACCCUCUUUAUCACCUUGUGUUUUAAGUUUGUGUUCUGGUUUGUGAUUAAUUUUCACCCCACAAUUUUCUCCAACCUAUUUCCUUACUCUUCCUUAUUCAAUUGUUGAAAUGUUCUGAAUAAUUUUUGUGAGUUUUUAAGUUUCAAGUUAGAUUGGUGAGGAGAGCUGAAGUGAUGUUUGUGUGAUAAUGUUGUGUAGCAGCCUCACAUGGCAAUUACACCUGGGGAUGAAGACUCCUCAAGCGGCGUUGGCGUGGCGGUACCGGGCCUGUUUCGCAGCCGGUCGCUGCCGCACCUCUACACGACCGACUCUGGCGUCGGCGGCAGUUUCAGCGACGCUCCCGGCGCUGUCAACGGGAGCGGAAGCAACCACCAUCACCAUCACCGGGACCCACCCGGGACCACUGAGCUCCGUCAGCUAUUGACCCUCAAGCAGCACUAUUACCCUGAAGGUGGCUGGGGGUGGGUGGUGUUGUUGACUGCCUUUCUGGUGCAGCUGCUCACUCAUGGACUCCACACUGCUUCUGGUGUCCUGUUGUCGGAGACUGUUAACCGGUUCGGACGGGAGGUCGCUAUGCCUGCAGUUUCUAAACAAAUAUCCAAGUACGAGAACAUCCAACAGCAACAAACUUAG